Bursaphelenchus xylophilus (pine wood nematode) is the source of this 1694-nucleotide messenger RNA. NCBI's taxonomy places the organism in Eukaryota, Metazoa, Nematoda, Chromadorea, Rhabditida, Aphelenchoididae. The record is from the annotation of a GenBank genome assembly.
AUGCCUAUUUCCAGCUCUAAUUUUUCGCAACGUAAGUUUUGAUUGAAUAUGUCGACGGAAAUUUGCGAUUUCUCGAAGAAAGUAUUAGCAUAAUCGCCUAGAACUAUGUUAAGGGAUACUGUAGGUGCUGUAAAAGGUAUAGCAAGUCAGUUAAGAAACCUUAUUACUAUUUUUUAAACGAUUACAGCUGUAUCCUGAAGUAAUUCCCCAGCCCUUCUGAAAUCGAAAAACCCAGAUUCGUAUCAUAUUUACCGUAACCCCUAAGCCCAGUAGAACUUGGCCAACCGUCCGCCAAGUAGCGAAAAUAAAACUGCUUCCACCCUUGCCCACCGCCGGAGGGCUCCAAUCGAAUUCCGCUGAUAAGCGUUUUCCUGUUCCGGUCGGCGGAAAUCGGCGGACCAAAAUUCUUGUCGCUUCCGUUUCCUUUUCCCGAAUAAUGUUUUAGGAUCUGGGCUUUAUUUACAUCAAAUCUGGAAAUCCCAGGGUCUUACAGAAACGCCUCAGGGCGCAUUUUAGUUGUAAAAUUUGCUAGCAUCCUCUUUUUACAGAUGUCCCGACAAGUUCGGCGCCUUCUGCAUGGCCUGAGGGUUUCUCCACGCUGUCAGCUCUUAAUGAUAGCUUCUCGACCAGCUAUGUUCAGCCAAGUGGACAUUCACAAUAUGAUAUUACGGUAAAUCCAUUGUUGACGCAACCGUUGGAGCAACCACGGGCGUUUUGUGCAGCAAGGCCUGAUCAACUUUUGGCAGCGGAGAAUCUACAGUAUACUGCAUUUCUGGCCAGACUCCCACCUCAAGGUAAGGCAUCAAACCAAAGUUUAUAUUCGAGAUUUAAGAUGCUAAAAUUUUACGUUAAAAUAUUUUUUCUUUAGCAUUGGGAAGCGGCCAAGUCCAGCUCUGGCAAUUCCUCCUUGAAUUGCUCGCGGCUGGCGAGCUCAACGGUCACUGCAUUGCAUGGGAAGGCCCCCAGGGCGAGUUCAAAUUGAUUGAUCCAGAUGAGGUUGCAAGGAAAUGGGGAGAACGGAAAAGGUAAAGAUAAUCUGUUAAAUAUUUUGAUAGAAAGGACUGUUACAGUAAACCCAACAUGAAUUAUGACAAGCUGAGUCGAGCCUUGAGGUAUUACUACGACAAAAACAUAAUGAAGAAGGUGCAUGGGAAGAGAUAUGCGUACCGAUUUGAUUUCCACGGACUUGUUCAAGCUUGUCAAAAUAUCACCAUGAACAGUAUGAAUUCUCAUGCUCCUGAGGUGGUGGUGACAACAAGGCAGCAAGAUUUUUCUGGGAAUUUGUAUCAGAUCAAUAUCGAUAAACCCGGUAUGUUGACGCAGAAAAAUAAAAAAAAAAUCAUAAAAUUUUGAUAUGAUUUUUUACUUUUCUAGAAGCCGAUACAGCUUGGUCUCGGAUCCCUAAACUUGCUACCACUCAGCCCCAUAUGAUGCCUGUAGUGUAUCAAAAUGUAUAUGACCGAGUUCCCCAAGCUGCUGAGUAUGCCCAGCUACAUUUAGCCGGCCAGUAUUGGCCUCAAGCUCCCAAUGGUCCAAUCGAAGGAUACUUCCCUCAAGUCGCCCAGCCAACUCCUUACUACUCAAAUCCAGAGCCACAGAGUACACUAACACUACUGGAAGAUAACAAUACCAUUAAAAGUGGAGCAGUCGAAUUGGGUCAAAAAGAGGCGGAGAAGAAUGAACAGAAGAAAUAA